GUGAACUGGCAAUUAGUUACUUGGGCUACAGCACUCCAGACAACGGCUCAGGACGGGUGGAUAACUCGGAGGGUGACAUCUUUGCCUUUGGGGUGCUUCUUUUGGAACUUCUGACUGGAAGGAAACCUUUCGACAGUACAAGAACAAAAAGGGAACAAUAUCUAGUGAGAUGGACAUCGUAUCGUUUGCACAAGUAUGAAGAUUUGGAAGAGAUGGUUGAUUCCAGAAUUAUCUGUGACUUGUCUUCUGAGGUUUUCUCUGAGUUUGCUGAUAUAGUCACUCUCUAUUAUUCAGGCCAACAGGUAAACUACAACAAAUCUUCAUUUAUCUUCAGCAGAGAAGUCCCUGUUGAGAGACAAAAUGAAGUUACUACAAUGCCGGGUAUCUCUAGUAUGAAGGUGGAGGAUAAGUAUCUUGGAGUGCAGAUUCUUAAACCUGGUAAACGAAUUGAUUCCUAUGAUAUUCUGGUGGAUAAAUUCGAUAACAAUAUGGCAGGGUGGAAAAAGCAUUUCCUAAACUAUGCAGGGAGAACCAUUUUAAUUCAAGCAGUUCUGCUAAUGUCGAUACAAGUUGUUGCUAACCUUACCUGAUGAUUCCGGGAGAAGGCAGAUGGAAUGAGGACCUGGGGAAAAGUAUGAUAAUUACACUGCCCAGCAGAUUCUCAAAACACAGAUUCAUUCUGAUGCUUCAGUCGAGAGAUUAGUUUGGGUUUAUACUCUCCGUGAGGAAUUCACUUCUCAGUCCUUCCAAAAACUCUUGGCAGCUAAUACAGGUGAGUCUUCUUCUCAUCAUGAUAAUUCAUUUCCGUGGAAACUUUUCUGGAAGAAGAGAAAUAUGACCCCUAAUAUCCACAUGUUCAUCUGGAGAGUUUUACAUGAUGGUGUUGGUGUUCUCAACAAGUUGGGGAAGUUCAUUGAUGUUCUUCCUACUCGGUGCAUAUUCUGUCGUUCUUGUGCCGAAACAGUGGAUCAUGUUUUCUCGCAGUGUCUGGUUGCUCAGGCUGUGCUGUUUGGGUCACCUCUCUAUCUAAGGGCUUCACAACCCAUCUACUGCAAAUGUUAAGCAUUCCUGUCAGAUUGUAUGGUUGCCUGCAUGUUUUGGGCAAUAUGGAAGACAAGAAAUGCAAUCGCUUUUGAGAUCCAUAAUCUCAACUUAGAGAACAUUAGUAGAGAUGGUUUGUUCUGGUUCAACAGAUAUCAGUUUCAAGCCGACUAUACAAGAGGGGUGUUGUGUAGUAUUUUUAACAACUAGAACAUUUUUUUGUUUGUUUGUUUGAAGCAUGACAACUAGAACAUUGUUUCCUCUUUAGUGCACAAAAGGCAGCCCUCAUAUUCCAGUUCCUCUUCUUGUAUGUCCCCUGCAGGAAGCCAGUUGUGGGUCAAUUUUUAAGGUUGACCGGUAGUCAUGGUGGGUCACCUUUUAAGGUUAAAAUAGUACUUGCAUCUGACAGUUUUGUACUUUAUUCAGAAAUUUUUAAGAUUUGGAUUCUGAAGAACAACCCAUCUGUUUUCCAAUCUUGCGGAAAAUAAGGAAAGAAGGUCCAAAGAGACCUAGAGGCUAGAGGUUAUGAGUAUGAAAGUCAAUUGAGACAGGUGAGAGUGUAUAUUAUUGUAUUUUCAGAUUUGAUUUAUUUUAAAAUUUCCCAUUAUUUAUUAUUGAAACGAUUGUUACCAGAAGAACAACCAGUGAUUUAUAUACAAAACUAAUAUAUGCUCUUUGUAGUAGAUUGAUCUGA
Messenger RNA from Papaver somniferum (opium poppy), 1735 nucleotides. RefSeq lists its product as uncharacterized. The record is from RefSeq and is a predicted model, not a curated record. The transcript has 3 exons. The coding region runs from base 213 to 590 and encodes 125 amino acids. NCBI's taxonomy places the organism in Eukaryota, Viridiplantae, Streptophyta, Magnoliopsida, Ranunculales, Papaveraceae.